This is a messenger RNA of Exophiala spinifera, 1611 nucleotides long. RefSeq lists its product as uncharacterized. The transcript has a single exon. Bases 1 to 1611 code for a protein of 536 amino acids. Gene Ontology annotation, molecular function: succinate-semialdehyde dehydrogenase (NAD+) activity. Lineage: Eukaryota; Fungi; Ascomycota; Eurotiomycetes; Chaetothyriales; Herpotrichiellaceae. Gene Ontology annotation, biological process: GABA catabolic process. The record is from RefSeq and is a predicted model, not a curated record.
AUGGCAUCACCAGCGUCGUCAUAUAUUCGCACUCUCUUGUCCUCCUCUCGCCCUCGCGUUCCUCAAUCCCUCCUACGAACAUCCCAGCCUACUUAUCGAAUAUCUUCAGUCGCCAAGAUGUCUACUGUCCCUAAGCUCAAAGACCCCUCGCUCCUCAUCUCUCAGGCCUAUGUCAAUGGAAAAUUCGUCGACUCCAGUACUUCGCAAACCUUCGAUGUCCACGACCCUGGCUCCGGGAAGAAGAUCGCAGCAUGCGCCGAACUGAACAGGGACGAUGUCGACAAGGCGAUCACGGCAGCGGCCGAGGCAUUCAAGACCUUCCGCAAGACGUUACCCCGCGAGAGAGCCACAAUGCUACGUAAAUGGUACAACCUGAUGCAGGACAACGCUGAAGACUUGGCUACGCUCAUCACCUGGGAAAAUGGCAAGCCUCUCGCCGACGCCAAAGGCGAGGUCGCGUAUGCGGCCAACUUCUUCCAGUGGUUCAGCGAGGAAGCACCCCGGAUUUACGGCGAUACUAUUGCAGCCUCGGUGCCAGGAAACAGAGUGCUGACCAUCAAGCAGCCGGUCGGUGUAUGCGGCCUGAUCACCCCGUGGAACUUCCCUGCGGCUAUGAUCACCCGUAAGAUCGGCCCUGCUCUGGCUGCAGGUUGCACAGUCGUGGCUAAGUCACCCGGCGAGACUCCCUUCACUGCCAACGCGCUCGCGGAACUCUCUCGACGGGCGGGAAUUCCUCCUGGUGUCGUCAACAUUGUGACUGCCAUGAAGAACACCGCCGAGAUUGGUGAGCUGCUCACGACAGACUCGAGAAUCAAGAAGGUUUCCUUCACCGGGUCUACGGGCGUUGGCAAAUUGCUCAUGAAGCAAGCUUCCGGAACCGUCAAGAAGCUCUCGUUCGAACUGGGUGGUAACUCUCCGUUCAUCGUGUUCGAUGACUGCCCUGAUCUCGACGCGGCUGUCGCGGGUGCCAUUGCUUGCAAAUUCCGUAGCUCAGGCCAGACGUGCGUAUGCGCCAACAGAAUUUACGUUCAAAAGGGCAUCUACGACGAGUUCGCCAAGAAGUUCGCGGCCAAGGUCAAAGACUUCAAGGUCGGCUACGGUUUCGACGACGGCGUGACCCACGGUCCUGUCAUUCACGACCGCGCCGUGAGCAAGGUCGAGCAGCACGUUCAAGACGCACAGAGCAAGGGUGCCAAGGUUCUGAUCGGUGGCCAGAAACUACCAGACCUCGGGUCCAACUUCUACGCCCCCACAGUCCUGACGGGCGUGACGACCGAUAUGAAGAUCACCCACGAAGAGACGUUCGGUCCCGUGGCUGGUCUCAUCUCCUUUGAGACGGAGAAGGAAGUCAUCGAGUCCGCAAACACGUCCGAGGUAGGACUGGCAGGCUACUUUUACUCCAAGGACAUUGGACGGGUGUACAGAGUCGCCGAGCACUUGGAAGUCGGCAUGGUUGGCGUCAACACCGGCUUGAUUUCCGAUCCGGCCAGUCCGUUCGGCGGCGUCAAGGAAAGUGGCUUUGGACGUGAAGGGUCCAAGUACGGAAUUGAUGAAUAUCUGACCAUCAAGACCGUCACGGUCGGUAAUAUCUCGAACGAUCUGCAAGGUUGA